Molecule: messenger RNA, 3123 nt
Organism: Closterium sp. Naga37s-1
Lineage: Eukaryota; Viridiplantae; Streptophyta; Zygnematophyceae; Desmidiales; Closteriaceae
Source: the annotation of a GenBank genome assembly
AUGCACGCCCCCCCAUCACCUCCUCUCGCCAUCCCCUCCCCCACUUCUCACCCUCACGGCCAUCGCCCCCUCCUGUAUGGCCCUCUCGCCUUCUCGUCUCACUGCUCAUCCACGCCUCCUGUGUGCCUCUUCCAUCGGACAUCUGCCCAUCCCUCCUGCUCCAUGCUUGAUGACUCUUGCCCCUCCUCCCCUCCCCUCCCAUCCCCUCCCCUCCCCUCCCCUCCCCUCCCCUCCCCUCCCAUCCCCUCCCCUCCCCUCCCCUCCCCUCCCCUCCCCUCCCCCCCCCUCCCCUCCCCUCCCCUCCCCUCCCCUCCCCUCCCCUCUCCUCCCCUCCCCUCCCCUCCCCUCCCCUCCCCUCCCCUCCCCUCCCCUCCCCUCCCCUCCCCUCCCCUCCCCUCCCCUCCCCUCCCCUCCCCUCCCCUCCCCUCCCCUCCCCUCCCCUCCCCUCCCCUCCCCUCCCCUCCCCUCCCCUCCCCUCCCCGCCCCUCCCCUUCCCUCCCCGCCCCUCCCCUCCACCCCGGAGGCCUGUGGACGGAGGAGCCUGAGACCACACCGCACCCGCUUGCCACCCUCACGGCCAUCGCCCUCUCCUGCGUGGUCCUCUCCCUCCUCGCCUCGCUGCUCCUCCACUUUGCCGCGCUGCGCGCCUCCUCCCGCAUGCACUCACUCAUGCUUGCCUCCGCGCCGGAAACCACACCGCACCCACUGGUCACGCUGGCAGCCAUCGCCCUGUCCUGUGUGGCCCUCUCCCUCCUCUCCUCGCUGCUCAUCCACUUCGCCGCGCUGCGCGCCUCCUCCCGCAUGCACUCACUUAUGCUUUCGUCCGUGCUCGCCUCGCCGCUGGCCUUCUUCCACCGCAACCCCACGGGCCGCGUGCUGAACCGGUUCAGUGAGGACCUCGGGGUUACCGAUGAUGUGCUGCCCCAGCUGCUGCUGGAUUUUCUGAAUGGCCUCCCAACCAUCCGAGCCUUUUCCCAGCAGCGCCGCUUCCACCGCCUCUUCCUGCGCCACGUCACCGCCAAUGCCACCCCGCACCUAUUCUGGAUCGCCACGUGGGAGUGGCUGGGCUUCCGAUUGGACCUCCUCGUUGCCGCCGCCCUGCUCUCCGCCGCCCUCGCCGCCGUGGCCCUGCGCCACUCGCUGCCGCCCGCCAUGGCCGCACUGGCUUUGUCUUAUCUGCUGCAGCUGCCGGACUCCCUGCGGUGGGCGCUGCAGUAUGGUGUGGAGCUCGAGAACACGGUGAGAGGGGGGGGGAAGGGUGGGGAUUGGGGAACAGCCAGGGGUGAGGGAAGGGAGGGAAGGGAAGUCUUCGGACUCCCUGCGCUGGGCGCUGCAAUACGGCGUGGAGCUCGAAAACACGGUACUGAAGAGGGUGGGGAGGGUGAGGCAGGGGGGAGAGACAAGGGCAAGGGAAGGGUGCUGGAUUCCCUGCGGUGGGCGCUGCAGUACGGCGUUGAGCUGGAGAACACGGUGAGGGGAGGUUGGUUGGUUGGAGGGGGUGCGGGGAAAGUGAGGGACAGAAAGGCUGCCAGACUCGUUAUGGUGGGCGCUGCAUUCACGAGUGUUGAGCGCACACUCGAGUACACCACGCUGCCAGGGGAAGAGCCUACACCUGCCAAAAGUAAAUCCAAGCAUCAGCAGCACAACAAGUGGCAGCAGCUGCAGCAGCAGCAACGACAACAGCAGCAGCAGCAGCAGCAGCAGCAGGAAGGCCCCACCACCAAAUCCUCCGUACCCAGCUUGCUGUUCGGAGCACUGCAAACAGCAAUCAGGCGCCUGUCCUUUAAGAUGGACAACAUCAUCAAGCCACUAUUCUCUCGCAAUCCGCCCUUCACCCACUGCCAAGCCACUGAUGCAGCACCAAACAGCAAGGAGGAGGAGGAGAGGAACAGCAGAAGCGCCGUUUGCCCCUCGUGGCCGUCAGCAGGGGCAGUGCGAGUGGAGCAGCUGACAGUGCGGUAUGGCAGUUCAGGGCUGGCAGUGCUGCGCAGCUUGAGCUUUCAGCUCGCAGGGGGAGAGAAGUGCGGUGUGGUGGGGCGAACAGGUGCAGGAAAAUCCACCCUCAUGCUCGCGCUGCUGCGGUUGGUGGAAGCGUCUUCGGGGAGCAUUCACAUCGAUGGUGUGGACAUUGCAUCGCUGCCCCUCGCCACCCUGCGAAGCAAGGUGGUGGCCAUUCCUCAAGAGCCGGUUCUCUUUAGCCAGUCAUUGCGAUUCAACCUUGAUCCCCUGGGGCAGCACAGUGACGAGGCCCUGUGGUCGGUGCUGGCAACGGUGCACCUAAAGCCGCUGGUGGCGGGGCUGCUGGGGGGGUUAGAGGGUGCCCUGGCUCAGGGCGGGGGGAACCUCUCCCUGGGGCAGAGGCAACUGCUCUGCCUCGCAAGAGCGUUGCUGGCAUCAACACGCGUGUUGCUGAUGGAUGAAGCGACAGCGAGCAUGGAUGGGGAGAGCGAUGCAGCGAUCAAAUCCAUCCUGCGGGAGUCAUUCAAGCACAGCACCGUCAUCACCAUUGCACACCGGCUCUCCACGGUUCUUGAUUACGACCAGGCAAGUCAGAAGAGUGUUGAAUGUGCCCCUUGCUCACGUCCAUGUAUGUGUGUGCGCACACCCAUCAUGCCCACGUCUGUGAGUGCAUGUGCGCACACCUUCGUGCCAACGUCUGUGAGUGCAUGUGCGCACACCUUCAUGCCAACGUCUGUGAGUGCAUGUGUGCACACCUUCAUGCCAACGUCUGUGAGUGCAUGUGCGCACACCUUCAUGCCAACGUCUGUGAGUGCAUGUGCGCACACCUUCGUGCCAACACCCUACGCACGCACACCCCACGCCUCCUUACGCGUGUCCUCCCUUGCUGAAGCCGGAACCUUCAUCUUCGUGGUGAAGGCCAGUUCAUCGCCUUCGAUCGACUCGCAUGACUCAUCACUCUCAGACCGCUUCAAGUCCGACUUCUCCGACUCUCUCACGAUCAGCCGCUUGAUGAACGGCGGGAAGAACGGCCAUAGUCGUUGCCGGAGCUCGGGCAGCCGCCAAUCGUCGCACGUGACUACCCCGCGGCAGAUCGACGCGCCGCAGUGGCAACUGAAAUUAUCGCUGCUGGUGCGGACGACGCCUGCGUUCGCGCUACCGUAG